This is a messenger RNA of Neogale vison (American mink), 1472 nucleotides long. It is a transcript of the gene NELFE, whose product is annotated as negative elongation factor complex member E. Lineage: Eukaryota; Metazoa; Chordata; Mammalia; Carnivora; Mustelidae. The transcript has 11 exons. Gene Ontology annotation, molecular function: RNA binding. Gene Ontology annotation, cellular component: NELF complex. The coding region runs from base 110 to 1258 and encodes 382 amino acids. The record is from RefSeq and is a predicted model, not a curated record. Gene Ontology annotation, biological process: negative regulation of transcription elongation by RNA polymerase II.
UCCGCCCCUCGCUACGUCAUCGCUCUGAGCCAGCUCUCCGUUCCCCGCGCGGGCGCCGCCCGAGACCGUGGGACACCCACCCCGGGUUACCGCCCCCUCAGGAGCCACCAUGUUGGUGAUACCCCCCGGACUGAGCGAGGAGGAGGAGGCUCUGCAGAAGAAAUUCAACAAACUCAAGAAAAAGAAAAAGGCAUUGCUGGCUCUGAAGAAGCAAAGUAGUAGCAGCACAGCCAGCCAAGGCGGUGUGAAACGCUCACUGUCAGAGCAGCCUGUGGUGGACACAGCCACAGCAACAGAGCAGGCAAAGCAGCUGGUGAAGUCAGGAGCCAUCAGUGCCAUCAAAGCCGAGACCAAGAACUCGGGCUUCAAACGUUCUCGAACCCUAGAGGGGAAGUUAAAGGAUCCUGAGAAGGGGCCAGUCCCCACUUUCCAGCCGUUCCAAAGGAGCAUAUCUGCCGAUGACGAUCUGCAGGAGUCAUCCAGACGCCCCCAGAGGAAAUCUCUGUAUGAGAGUUUUGUGUCUUCCAGUGAUCGGCUUCGGGAACUGGGGCCAGAUGGGGAAGAGGCAGAGGGCCCAGGGGCUGGUGAUGGUCCCCCUCGAAGCUUUGACUGGGGCUUUGAAGAACGUGGUGGUACCCGCUCCUCAGCCUCUCCUCCCCGAAGCCGCAGCCGGGACCACAGUCGUGAGCGGAACCGGGACAGAGACCGAGAUCGGGAACGGGAUCGAGACCGUGAUCGGGAACGGGAUCGAGACCGUGAUCGGGACAGGGACCGUGAUCGGGACAGGGACCGCGAUCGGGAAAGGGACCGCGAUCGGGACAGGGACCGUGAUCGAGAACGAGAGGGCCCUUUCCGCAGGUCGGAUUCGUUUCCUGAACGCAGGGCCCCUCGGAAGGGGAAUACUCUCUAUGUAUAUGGAGAGGACAUGACGCCCACCCUCCUCCGUGGGGCCUUCGCUCCCUUUGGAAACAUCAUUGACCUCUCCAUGGACCCACCCAGAAACUGUGCCUUCGUCACCUAUGAAAAGAUGGAGUCAGCAGAUCAGGCCGUCGCUGAGCUCAAUGGGACCCAGGUGGAGUCCGUACAGCUCAAAGUCAGCAUUGCCCGCAAACAGCCCAUGCUGGACGCUGCCACUGGCAAGUCUGUCUGGGGCUCCCUCGCUGUCCAGAACAGCCCUAAGGGUUGCCACCGGGACAAGAGGACCCAGAUUGUCUACAGCGAUGAUGUCUACAAGGAAAACCUUGUGGAUGGCUUCUAGGGAAUGGAGCUGGAUUCCGUGUGCCUCAUCUGCGUCAGCACUGGUCUCAGUAAAACACUGAGGUGGAAGCUCACACAUCUUCCUCAGCCUCUGGUUUUUCAGCACUUGGGAUGGGGCUUGAGCCUUUAAAAACGGCUGUUAGAUUUUAUCUCAGUUGUAACACAUGGCCAGUGCACGUUCCCCUCUCCCUUCCCCCAAAAGGAUCUUGAACACA